UAAGCUAUUUGGUCUAUAUUGUUCACUCAACUAUUCCUAGCUUCCCCACAUUCUCUGGUUGAGAUUUUGAUUUUGCAAAAAGACAAAAAAAAAUCUCUCUUUACAUAUAUAAAUUGAGAUUGGUGGACUGAGAAUCCUGCUUUUUCUUGUUUGAAGGUACUAUUCAAGAAGAGGAAGGCAAUCAACUUUUAAGCUUCAAGAAGAAGAGGGGAUAAUUAGUAGAAUGAGAAACAUGGACAAGGAAGAAGAAAGGGAAGACAAUAUGGAAGAAGAAGUGAAGAGAAUUCCUCCAUGGACUAAACAUAUUACAAUUAGAGGAAUUGUAGCAAGUUUACUUAUUGGAAUCAUUUACAGUGUGAUAGUAAUGAAGUUGAAUCUCACUACUGGGCUAGUCCCUAAUCUCAAUGUCUCAGCUGCACUUCUUGCCUAUGUAUUCAUCAAAUCAUGGACUAAGCUUCUUCAAAAGGCCAAUUUUGUUUCAACUCCAUUCACUAGACAGGAAAAUACUAUUAUUCAGACGUGUGCAGUUGCAUGCUAUAGUAUUUCUGUUGGAGGUGGCUUUGGAUCUUAUCUUUUGGGAUUGAACAAGAAAACAUAUGAGCAGUCAGGGGCUGAUACACAAAAAGGUAAUAUACCAGGGAGCUACAAGGAACCUGGUCUUGAUUGGAUGAUUGGUUUCCUAUUUGUUGUUAGCUUUGUUGGGCUGUUAGCUUUAGUUCCACUUAGAAAGAUCAUGAUAAUUGACUAUAAAUUAACUUAUCCCAGUGGAACUGCAACUGCUGUUCUUAUUAAUGGAUUUCAUACACCUAAGGGAGACAAAAUGGCUAAGAAACAAGUCAAUGGGUUCCUGAAAUUCUUCUCGCUUAGUUUCAUAUGGAGUUUCUUUCAGUGGUUCUAUUCCGGUGGAGAUCAAUGUGGAUUUGUAAACUUCCCCACGUUAGGACUAAAAGCUUGGAAACAGUCAUUUUACUUUGAUUUCAGCAUGACUUACGUUGGAGCUGGAAUGAUUUGCUCCCACCUUGUGAACUUGUCUUUGCUUCUUGGAGCUGUUCUUUCUUGGGGAAUCAUGUGGCCUCUAAUUAGUGAUCGCAAAGGAGCUUGGUUCCCUUCAACUUUACCGGAGAGCAGCAUGAGGAGCCUUAAUGGUUACAAGGUUUUUAUCUCCAUUGCUCUUAUCCUGGGAGAUGGCCUGUAUAAUUUUCUCAGAACACUUUUUUUCACUGGUAGAAGCAUAUAUGCAUCACUGAACAAAAAGAACCCCGCAUCAUCUAACAGGAUGAUGGACAAAACUUUUUCUCCAGCAGGUUCAGAUAACAAGAAUCAGCCGCUUGAUGAGCUCCAGAGAAAUGAAGUAUUCAUUAGAGAGAGCAUUCCGUUAUGGGUAGCUUGUGUUGGGUACAUGGUUUUCUCUGUAAUCUCCAUCAUUGUCAUCCCAAUUAUGUUCCCUGCACUGAAGUGGUAUUACGUGCUCGUUGCCUACACUCUUGCACCAUCUUUGAGCUUCUGUAAUGCCUAUGGUGCUGGUCUAACUGACAUGAACAUGGCAUACAAUUACGGGAAAGUGGCUCUCUUUGUGCUUGCUGCAUUAUCUGGUAACGACAAUGGGGUAGUUGCUGGACUUAUCGGAUGUGGACUUAUCAAAUCCAUAGUUUCUAUAUCCUCUGAUCUGAUGCAUGAUUUCAAGACGGGCCACCUCACCCUUACUUCCCCUCGUUCAAUGCUUCUUAGCCAAGCCAUUGGGACCGCCAUUGGUUGUGUGAUAGCACCUCUCACAUUUUUCCUCUUCUAUAAGGCUUUUGAUAUAGGGAACCCCGACGGGGAGUACAAAGCUCCUUAUGCUCUAAUCUAUCGGAACAUGGCGAUCCUAGGUGUUGAAGGUUUCUCUGCUUUGCCCCAACAUUGCUUGCAGCUAUGUUAUGGUUUUUUCGCCUUUGCCAUAGUUGCCAACUUGGUGAGAGACAUAGCCCCAGAAAGAGUCGGGAAAUGGGUUCCUCUCCCAAUGGCUAUGGCUGUUCCUUUCCUCGUUGGCGCCUACUUUGCAAUUGAUAUGUGUGUGGGCAGUUUGGUUGUAUACCUAUUCCACAGGUUCAACAGCAACAAGGCCAGUUUGAUGAUACCUGCAGUUGCUUCAGGAUUGAUUUGUGGGGAUGGAUUAUGGAUUCUUCCUUCAUCAAUACUCGCUUUAGCCAAGGUUAAGCCUCCUAUUUGCAUGAAUUUUUUGGCCUCGUGAAACUUUUCUGAUGCCUGAAACAAAGAUGCUGAAGAGGGUCGAUUUCUGAGAAAGUCUGAGAUAAUAACUAUUUUAGUUGAAUGACUAUCUAAGAAAUCAACUCAUGUUGAAGAGUAAUACAAGGUGAUAGUUAAGCGGUCUACUUCUAGAGUGUGACUAAAACAAGAGUUUUGUCACAAUUGGGAAGAAUGAUUAGCUUGGUAUAGAAAGAAAAAUGGAAUAAAUACAUUCAGAUUAAAAUGUAAUUUUAGGACUGUAUUCUUAAAUAUAUGCAGCUAUAGUGUAUGAUAUGCAUUCAGUAUUAUAAGGAUAUGCUUUGGUGA
This is a messenger RNA of Lycium barbarum (goji berry), 2553 nucleotides long. Its product is annotated as metal-nicotianamine transporter YSL3-like. Gene Ontology annotation, cellular component: plasma membrane. Gene Ontology annotation, molecular function: iron-nicotianamine transmembrane transporter activity; oligopeptide transmembrane transporter activity. The record is from RefSeq and is a predicted model, not a curated record. The transcript is spliced from 9 exons. Bases 224 to 2230 code for a protein of 668 amino acids. Lineage: Eukaryota; Viridiplantae; Streptophyta; Magnoliopsida; Solanales; Solanaceae. Gene Ontology annotation, biological process: response to iron ion; seed development.